AUGACGAGCAAAGGCUUGGCAUCUCUUGGCAUUUGGCAACCGGGCCUCUGGGCCGGCUUUCUGCCGUCAGCCUGGGGCAUCCCUUACACAUCGCUCCACGCCGUGCCCAUCUUCUGCUGCCCUCUUAUCGCGGUCCCCACUCAGCCGGCCAACUGCAGAUACAUCCGAGCAAAGCGCGAUCGCAGCAGGCUGCCAAGUGUUCCCACCCUGCUUGCUUCUCCAUUUAUGCGAGCAUGCUUGGAAGCGCUUGGCUGGGGCUUGGCUUCGGAUGGGGGAGAGCCGGCGAUAUCGCACGGCAGGGCCCACAACUGCAACGUGGAGCGUUUCCCUGGGCUUCGACCGUUCGUCAUUGAUGGAAAACGCGUCUCGCGAAGUCGGGCGAGGGUGUUGGUCUGCGGGGGCGCAUUUAGCGGUCCGUUGAGCCGCAGGUGGAGGAAAGGAGGGCCCAAAAUCUCGUCGGGGUCCAGCGAUGGCUGGCUGCUGGCCUCGAAGAUGAACGCGAGGUUUGCUCUCGAUCUCCACCUCACCAGCGUACCCACAGCGUACUCACAAGCUCUAGAGUUCCGAAAGGAAUCGACGCAUCCAACCUCUAGAAGCGUUGGCAAGAUGGCCGACGCAGAGCAAGAUUAUGAAGCGAUCCGGCAGGAGAACAUUCGCAAGAAUGCCGAGCUGAUGCUCAGUCUCGGACUGGAUAGCGCCUCUACACGACUUCGCUCGCCGUCACCGGAGAGAAAGGCGCCGGCGGCCAUGAGGCGCACCAAUUCGACGUCGACACCCGGUGCAGCCGACCCGGGCUCGGCGCGAAAAUCGUCGCGUAUCGCCUCUGGCAGCCGUCCUCGAUCAUACCGCGAGAAGGACCUGCUCUCGUCCUUCAAGAGGCCCACGCAGAAGAAAGAGAAGAAGGUGCGCCAGGGCACACGUAAAAGCAGCCGCGCAUCCACCUCGUCAAGAACAAAGUACACCGACUGGAACUCGGACGAAGACGAUGACUCGGACGCAUAUGUCCCACGGUGGCGCGGUGGCAGCGCCUCGGCCCAGCAGAAUGGCCAUGCGAACGCAGGCAGCGACGACGACGACAGCGAUGAAGCGAACAGCAGCCGGGGCUCUCGCACCUUUGACCUUUCCGGUCGUCCGAUCCUCAACAAGCUAUCCAACCCAUCCGCUCCACCACUGCCUUCAAGCGGAGGCGACGAGAUCUACGAAGAGAGGAUGCCGCUACCCACACGCAAACAUGUGGCCAAGGGCAAAGGUCGCGGUGAAUUGGUCUUUGAGCCGGAGUUCUCAUCGUUCACUCCCAAUGUGACACCCGAGGAGAUGCUCCGCGGGGGCGCAUUUGGUGGCACUGCUUUUCGCGAUUACUACUCGAGGGUGCUUCAGAGACCGAUCGAUGUCGAGGCCGAGCUCAAGGAGCUGCCGCAAGAGUGGCUCGCCGGGCUUGAUGUUGACGACAUGCUCAGGAGAGACGAUCUCGAUCCUUCGCGGAACAAGUUCAAGGUCAAGGCCGGCCAAUCGCUCGAGGAAUGGGAAAAAGCUGGUUGGAUCCGUCCGCUCGAUCCCCGCGGCUGGUUCCAGUGGUACUACCGGUUCUACCUGGGGCGCCGUUCUGCGGAUGAUGCGCGACAGAUCGGUCGAUGGCUCAAGGCGUGCGGCCCCGGAGGACGCUUCCGCAAGUCACUCGCUGUCAACGUCGCAACCAAGGGAGGCGGCCGGUGGGACGAUCCCACCGUCAAUUCGGUCGUCAGACAGACACUGUGGCAGUGGGGUUACGAGCUGACAGAGAAGCACUAUAACGAAUACCUCGAUAAGGUUUGA
Moesziomyces aphidis is the source of this 1812-nucleotide messenger RNA. Lineage: Eukaryota; Fungi; Basidiomycota; Ustilaginomycetes; Ustilaginales; Ustilaginaceae. The record is from the annotation of a GenBank genome assembly.